CCUGAGCAGGGGGGGUUCCCAUGGCAACAGGCCCCUCCAGGGUAGGCCUGCUUCACCCUCCUACUGUUCCCCCAGCAAGGAGAAGGAUUCCCAUGCGAGAAACUAGGAGGAGGAAGAUGUAGUUCUGGUGAAAGAGGCCAGAUUGACAACCCCGGAGACAUCCCCACAAGUACAGCACAGGCAACUAGAGAACCAACUCCCUUAAAAACGCACUACACUGGGUGCCUUCCCCCUUCCCUGGAGGGACACAGUUUAGAGGGUCCCCUUUCUCAGAUGUCCCCGGAAGAGAAGGCAGGGUGACCAGCAAGUAAGCUGUGUUGGGAUGGAUGAGCCCAGAGCCUCCUGGGGAAGCUGCUGGCUGCCUCGUGCAGAGACCACAGCCACAUAACAUCAUUCCCCAGGUGAACAGACCCAGCUGCCUCACAAGAUGCGCAUCACGUUCUGUCAGGGGGUCCUAGCGCUCGCCAUUGUCAUCAAUCUGCUGAUUUUGUACUACGUCUCGAGGCUGCAGCAGCGGAUGUUGCACAGACACAGAGACCACGUCCAGCCUAGCUCCCGGCUGCUGCCUGUCCCCCAGAGGCCCGGGGUGACCGUUAUCAUCAGGGAGUUUGAGGACUUUGAGAACUACGUCCCUGAUGUGGUGCAGUCCUUCCUGAAACAGAAGCCGGAGCAGCCAGUCAUGGUGGCAGCGGAUACCUUGCCGUACCCGCCGCUUGUAUUACCGGAUGCUCCCAACGUCCAGCUCGUGAUCCUCAAGCCAGCCCCUGACCAGCCUGCCCAUGUGUCCAGGCCUGAGAUGUACGUGAAGACGGAGUAUGUGGCCCUGGUGCCUGAUGGAGUCAAGGUUGAUUCCACAAGGCAGCUGGAUCGUAUGUUAGAAGAGUUCAGAGCCAACCAGGGCAGAGUUCAAAUGGUGGCAGCGCCCGUGCAGUCCCUUGCUCCCCUCCAGUGCUUGACCCUAAAGGUCAGCCUUAGAAAGUGGACUGCCGAAUACAGCGUAGCGCCGUCCACCAGGCUCUGCACAGCUCUGAAGGGAGACGCCGUGAUUCUGCUACGCACAAAGGAUCUCUUCAACCUUUCCACUCCCUUGGCCAAGCCCCUGCUGACCUCCCUAUUCGUCCAGACAUCGCUGCGGGGCUGGACGGUCCGAAUCCUUGACGUCUCCUUCUCCUCAGCCCACCAGCCUCUGCUCAGCUCCUCUCACAACCAAUGGAAGGCAGAGAACCGUGCCAAAGCCAGCCGGCUGCAGCUCUUCCGAGACUUCGGCAUCAAGCGGGUUCUCCUGGAGGAUGGGAAGCAGCAGUGGUUUGGGUGCAGCAAAGAGACGCCGCGUUGCUUCGGCACCGUCCAUGAUGAUACGCCGGAAUAUCUGUACCAGAACCGCUGGACCCCGCCUUGCUGUCUACAGGCCCUGAGGGAGACAGCAAAGUACGUCAUCAACAUCUUGGAGACCUCCGGGGUGCGGUACUGGCUGGAAGGCGGGACGCUCCUAGGGGCUGCCCGACAUCAGGACAUCAUCCCAUGGGAUUAUGACGUGGAUCUAGGGAUAUACCUGGAGGACAUUCCCAACUGCGACCUCCUCAGGAACGUAGAGUCUGGCUCCAUCGUGGACGAGAAAGGCUUUGUUUGGGAGAAGGCCAUCGAGGGCGACUUCUACCGUGUGCAGUACAGCGAGCACAACCACCUGCAUGUUGACCUCUGGCCCUUCUACCCCAAGAACGGGCUGAUGACCAAGGACACGUGGAUGGACCACCGGCAGGACGUGGAGUUCCCAGAGCACUUCCUCAAGCCCCUGUUACCCCUGCCGUUUGCUGGCUUCACGGCUCUGGCGCCCAACAACUACCGGAGCUUUUUGGAGCUGAAGUUCGGUGCAGGUGUGAUCGAGAAUCCAGAAUAUCCAAACCCAGACCAGAAGAAGCUGGAUAAGGGGAAAUAAGCAAGGGCCCUGGCUUCUGCCUCUGCAUUGGGGCCCAAGAGAGCAUCAGACUCAGAGGCCCAGGGAGCAGGGAUCUCUCUCUCUUGAACAUAUCACUGAUGCCAACAGAAGGUGUGAACCAUGCUGCUGCUAGGGGAGCUGUCUGCCCACUGCUGCUGGUACGGCCCACUGAAGCCGGGAGAGUUUACGCUCAGCUUUGGGGCUGGGGGGACUGUCCAAAGGGCUUGUGACCAGGUGAGACACUUUGACCACAAAGACAGGACAAUUAACAAAGCAACCCAGGGGAGACCUCAUGGAGAUGCAGCCUCAGCGCGGCUCCCAGACUCACUGGGUCACUGGUGGGACUCUCUGCUUUCUAGCAAAGGUCUGCAGUUCAUGGAUUGGUUUUGGGGCUGCUCUCUGAGAGGACGUGAGAAGCCACAGCUGUUUUUGAUCAGCGGGAAGAGGACCAACUUAAUGCCUGUUGCCCUUGCUGCCUCAUUUAGGGGCUGGGGAUCUCUUACCCAUCUGAGGCUUCAAGUGUGGGGACAGCUGUGGGGUCAUGAACAACUUCAGGCUAACUAGAAGGAAGAACUUGAACAGGGAGAUUAAUUAGUCAGUGAGGCUCUGCCCUGCUUUGGGAGGCUCUGAAGCUGCUGGCACUAGAGAGAGACAGAAGCUUACAACCGAUGACAGGCGGCGGCUGGGGGUCUACACCGUAAGAGAGGGGGGAGGGGACUAAUUGAUCCAAUAGGUUCUGUCCAACUCUCUUAUCCAUCUCUGUAACAUGUUUAGCUUGAACCGCAGCAGCACAUGGGAAUUUACUCACCCUGCCUGAGGCCUAGGCCUGAGAGCAAGGCCUGGCAGGGAGGUGCAGCUGUUUAGUAUAUUGGUGAUGCACUUUUUAAGACCCAUCCUGCUCUCACUGAAGGUCAUGCGAGUUCAGUGAUCGACUUCAGCAGGGCUCAGGAUAGAGUCUCAUCCUAGAUUUGCAAAGUGUGGUUCUUAUGGUGACUGGCUGUAAGUGACCCCAGAGAAUCAAGAGCCCAGCGUGGGAUAUUGCAGACAUAUUUAUAACCACAGCUGGUUCUGUUUCACGCCUUUACAGCAAGGUCUUUUGCUCACCCCUUCAAAAUGGUGCAGUCCUACGGAAUCGAGGCCCAGCAGGUAGUUUGUGGGAGGAUCUGCAGCUCUAGAACAUGGGUCUGCUGGUCCCUGAGCGACUGCUGCAUUCACACAGCCACACAAGAGCUCUGGCUGAGGAGCAAUCUACAGGCUGUGGGCCUUGUGGGCCCAAGCACCACAGGACGUGCUCCCAGAGUCCCUGAUUGGUCCAGGCAUGCUACUUAAGCCUGGAGGGAACACCAAGAAGUUGUGAAAGGAAGGGGGAUUUGCCUAGCCUCGCCCCAGCCUUGCUGCAGCCCAUUCCCUAUCCUGGCAUUUGACUCCAGCUCUGAUCCUCGGCUCUGGUUGCUGGCAUCUGACAUUGGCUCCACCUCCUAGGCCUAGCUGCCCAUGCCCUGGCUGAGCCCCGGCUCAGUUUUUCAAGGAAAAAGGAAAGGAGAAGGUGACGAUCUAUACAGCUAGGAGUUGAAAUGUUCUCAUUUAAAGAUUCAGUGGGAUGUUUCGGUUUAGUUUAAGCCUUCCUGUUAUAGCUCUGGGAACCCAAACAGGGCAGCGCGGGAUUGGUGUGGGAGAACGAGGAACCAAAACUGCCUCUAAACAAGAAGUGAAAAUAACCAGCCACAUUUUGUUGCCCCAAGCUGAGCAAAGUGUAGAAACGUAACUAAACUGCCUCCACAAUGUAAAGGAAAUUGAGUUUAUUAACCCUUUGUUUUACUCAUGGACAGCGUCAGGAGUAACAGAAAUGCGAGAAUUUAAUAACAAGGAAAUCCCAGGCAUUUGCCCAUUAGUCAGGGGAAGCAUCCAAAUGUGAGCUAGGAGACCUGGGUUAUAUUCUCUAACUCCCUGUGUGAAGCGUAGGACAGCUUACUUCCUCUCACCUGUAGAAUGGAGCUAAUGAUACUUUCCUCCCUCUCCCAUGGGGAAGCAUGAGGCUUGCUUCAUGUGUGUAAAGCUGGGGAUCUUCAGCUGAAAGGCCAAGUUCUUAAUAUAAUUUGAAUACACUUACAGAAAAUCUGGUCCAGCAGCCAGUAUCGCCAGCCCCACAUGCUUAAAAAUCAUGAGAUUGGCAUAAGACUCAUGAGAUUUUAAAGAAUAGUAAACGUUGGGUUCCUUUACUCUGCUUUCUGGUUAUUAAGCCUUUAGGGGGCCCUUGGAUCAGGUUUUCAAGCUUUUCUGUGCAAGCAUGAGGGACAGACACUUUUUUAUUUUGCAGUGAAACAUGAGAUUUUCACCCAGUCACAGUUCCUGGAGCUGCGGCUUCAGUACAGUAACUCCUCACUUAUCGUUGUAGUUCUGUUCCUGAAAAAUGCGACUUUAUGCGAACCGAUGUUAAGUGAAUCCAAUUUCCCCAUAAGAGGGGGCGGGGGGGUUAGGUUCCAGGGAUAUUUUUUUCACCAAAGACAUUCUAUACACCUACAGUAUACAUUUUAAACAAUUUAAAACAAACAGUUGAAUAUUGUACAUAGCAAUGAAUGAUUGUGAAGCUUGGUUGAGGUGGUGGAGUCAGAGGGUGGGAUAGUUCCCAGGGAAUGCCUUGCUGCUAAAUGAUGAA
Messenger RNA from Mauremys reevesii (Reeves's turtle), 4592 nucleotides. RefSeq names its product fukutin related protein (gene FKRP). Gene Ontology annotation, biological process: protein O-linked glycosylation via mannose. The record is from RefSeq and is a predicted model, not a curated record. Gene Ontology annotation, cellular component: Golgi apparatus. The coding region runs from base 428 to 1936 and encodes 502 amino acids. The transcript has 5 exons. Lineage: Eukaryota; Metazoa; Chordata; Testudines; Geoemydidae.